Messenger RNA from Peniophora sp. CBMAI 1063, 1092 nucleotides. The record is from the annotation of a GenBank genome assembly. Lineage: Eukaryota; Fungi; Basidiomycota; Agaricomycetes; Russulales; Peniophoraceae.
AUGGAGGAUUUGCUCACGGCGAACGAGGCGCAUGCGAUCAAGAGUUUCCUGUCGAACAUAAACUACGACGGCACACUCGUCGACUCGCUCGUCGCCUCGAGCGAAUGGGCAAAUCUAGGCGAAGACGUGCCUAUCCCACACGCCCAAGGCCGCGAAGCGCUCGCAAAGGCGACGAAAGACCUGAUGUCCCUCUCCUCCGCCUCCCCAACACUGGGACAGAACAUCAACCCGAUGUUGAACAGUAAUCCCCCUCGCGCGCCGCAUCAGGACAUGUUUCGCGGCCAACCGCCAGUGAUGCCCCAGCACUCGCUCGUGAGCAGCUUCCAUACCUGGGAACAGGCGCUCAGAGGCCACCCGGAUCUCGCGCGGCCACCGGCCUAUCCGCGCGCACAGAGCACGUCGUCACAAAGUUUAUUGGGGGACGUAUCCCCGACCUCGUCCGCGUCGCCUCUGGCGAUGCCACCGGCAUCUUCCUCGUCUUCGCUCAAACGCUCGGCGGACGGCCCGGCGCCCAAUAGCCCCGCAACGGCCAAACGGCCGCGCGCGUCGAGCUCGCGAUCGAACAAUAAUGGUGGUGCCGGGAGCAGUAAAGGCGAAGGGGGGAGUGGAGGGGCUAAACCCGCGCUGCUCACGCCGUCGCAAAAGAAGGCGAAUCAUAUCCAGAGCGAGCAGAAGCGCCGCGCGAAUAUCAGACGGGGGUACGAGGCGCUCUGCAGUACUAUCCCCGCGCUCGUGGAGGCUAUCGCGGCGGAGGAUGCGGCGACGGCGGCGGCGAAGGAGGCGGGCGCGGCGCAGAGUGGGAAGAAGAGUCGACGGAGGAAGGGGAAGGAUAGGGAGGAGGAGGAUAAGGCGGAUGGGAGGGCCGGGCCGAGGAGCGAGAACGUCGUUCUUGGGAAGACUGUCGAAUAUAUCGAGAGUCUGCUGGCACGGCGCACUGUGCUCAUGGACAGGCUGCACCAUGCGCGCUCGGCGCUUCCGCCGGGACAUCCUGGGCAUAUGCCCGCGUGUGCCCCCGAACAGCCGCUGUGGGAGCGCGAGUGGACGGGCGGACAGGGUGGCGAUGAUGACGACGACGGUGGUGACGACGAGUAG